ACCACCUUCAGCCAUUUUAGACAUGUUGGGAGCUGUAGGACGCUGCUGCACCGGUGCUCUGCAGGCGCUUAAGCCAGGGGUUAGCCCCCUGAAAGCUAUCAAGGGGGCUCCUGCAGCUUUAUACUCACACAGAAACUAUGCUGCACAGGCAGCUCCAUCUGCAAAGGCUGGCCCUGCCAGAGGCCACAUUGUGGCAGUCAUUGGGGCUGUUGUGGACGUCAAGUUUGAUGAGGGCCUGCCUCCAAUUCUCAAUGCACUGGAAGUAAGCGGUCGUGACACAAGACUGGUCUUGGAGGUGGCACAGCAUCUUGGUGAGAGUACUGUGCGUACUAUUGCUAUGGAUGGUACAGAAGGUUUGGUUCGUGGACAGAAAGUCCUUGACACAGGGGCUCCCAUCAGAAUUCCAGUUGGUCCUGAAACCCUGGGCAGGAUUAUGAAUGUCAUUGGUGAGCCAAUUGAUGAGAGAGGUCCAAUCAGCACCAAGCACACUGCUGCAAUCCAUGCUGAAGCUCCUGAGUUUGUAGAAAUGAGUGUUGAGCAAGAAAUCCUGGUAACUGGUAUCAAGGUGGUAGAUCUGCUGGCCCCCUAUGCCAAGGGUGGUAAGAUUGGUCUUUUUGGAGGUGCAGGUGUUGGCAAAACUGUACUUAUUAUGGAACUGAUCAACAACGUGGCCAAGGCCCAUGGUGGUUACUCUGUGUUUGCUGGGGUGGGAGAACGUACCCGUGAGGGCAAUGACUUGUACCAUGAAAUGAUCGAGUCUGGCGUCAUCAACCUGAAAGACACCACUUCUAAGGUAGCGCUGGUGUAUGGUCAGAUGAAUGAGCCCCCUGGUGCCCGUGCCAGAGUUGCUUUGACUGGGCUGACUGUUGCUGAAUAUUUCCGUGAUCAGGAAGGACAGGAUGUGCUGCUUUUCAUUGACAACAUCUUCAGGUUCACCCAGGCUGGCUCUGAGGUGUCUGCCCUGCUGGGCCGUAUCCCCUCUGCUGUGGGUUACCAGCCAACCCUGGCUACUGAUAUGGGUACCAUGCAAGAGAGAAUUACCACCACAAAGAAAGGUUCCAUUACAUCGGUGCAGGCUAUCUAUGUGCCUGCUGAUGACUUGACUGAUCCUGCUCCAGCCACUACUUUUGCUCACUUGGAUGCCACCACUGUGUUGUCCCGUGCUAUUGCUGAGUUGGGCAUCUACCCAGCUGUCGACCCUCUGGACUCUACAUCUCGUAUUAUGGACCCCAACAUUGUUGGAAAUGAGCACUAUGAUGUAGCCCGUGGUGUGCAGAAGAUCCUUCAGGACUACAAAUCCCUUCAGGAUAUCAUUGCUAUCCUGGGUAUGGAUGAGUUGUCUGAAGAGGAUAAGCUUAUUGUUUCUCGUGCUCGUAAGAUUCAGCGUUUCCUGUCCCAGCCCUUCCAGGUUGCUGAAGUCUUCACAGGUCAUGCUGGAAAACUGGUUCCCCUUAAAGAGACCAUUAGUGGAUUCAAGAGCAUUCUUGCUGGUGAACAUGACAGUCUGCCAGAGCAGGCCUUCUAUAUGGUAGGUCCUAUUGAAGAGGUAAUCCAGAAGGCAGAAAGACUGGCUGAAGAACACUCAUAAAUGACUUUAAACCACCCCCAGCUGGCUUUCCCUUUCAGGAAAAAAAGCACUUGGCUUGUAACAUGGUAUAAUAUUCCAAACUGUCUCAGAUGUCUUGUCAUCAUGAAAAAAAUGUUCUAUUUAAUGUUCCGAUUUAAAUGGGGUAGAUGGAAAUAAAAUCUGUCUUGUUAAGUUUUA
Molecule: messenger RNA, 1765 nt
Organism: Polyodon spathula (Mississippi paddlefish)
Lineage: Eukaryota; Metazoa; Chordata; Actinopteri; Acipenseriformes; Polyodontidae
Product: ATP synthase subunit beta, mitochondrial
Exons: 10
Coding region: 23-1588 (521 amino acids)
Biological process (GO): proton motive force-driven mitochondrial ATP synthesis; proton transmembrane transport
Molecular function (GO): proton-transporting ATP synthase activity, rotational mechanism; ATP hydrolysis activity; ATP binding
Source: RefSeq, a predicted model, not a curated record